AUGUCAGGCUUGCAGAUUCUAGCGUUUCUCAGCGGCCUGGCAGGGCUCGGCGCCACUAUUGCGGCCACGGUGUCCAAUGAAUGGAGGGCCACCAGCCGGGCAUCCUCAGUCAUCACAGCGACCUGGGUUCUCCAGGGUCUGUGGAACAAUUGUGCUGGAAAUGCCAUUGGAGCCGUGCACUGCAGACCACACCAUACUAUUCUUAAUCUGGAAGCUUACAUCCAGGCUUGCAGAGGACUGAUGAUUGCUGCUGUGUGUCUGGGUUUUUUCGGUACUAUAUUUGCCCUUGUUGGAAUGAAGUGCACCAAAAUAGGUGGAAGUGACAAAAACAAAGCAAGGAUCGCUUGUUUUGCUGGUGUGAAUUUUCUUCUCAGUGGUUUCUGCUCACUUUCAGCGUGUUCACUUUAUGCACAUCGGAUCACAUCAGAAUUUUUUGACCCGAUGUUUGUUGCACAAAAGUAUGAGCUGGGAGCUGCUCUGUUUAUUGGGUGGGCAGGUUCUGUCCUUUGCAUUCUGGGAGGUAUUAUGCUCUGCUUCUCCAUCGCAGGUUCCUUCACUAAAAGCCACAGUCAGUCGAACUACAUUUACAAAGGUGCUGCCUCACAUUCUCAUAUCUCCUCCUAUCCAAGAGGGCAGGCAAAGUCUGUGAACCAGCCUCCUCCAGACUACAGCAACUCCUCUCGGAUGCAGCACUUUGAUAAGAAUGCAUAUGUAUGA
Molecule: messenger RNA, 717 nt
Organism: Sphaeramia orbicularis (orbiculate cardinalfish)
Lineage: Eukaryota; Metazoa; Chordata; Actinopteri; Kurtiformes; Apogonidae
Product: claudin-10-like
Exons: 5
Coding region: 1-717 (238 amino acids)
Cellular component (GO): membrane; bicellular tight junction
Molecular function (GO): structural molecule activity
Source: RefSeq, a predicted model, not a curated record